Molecule: messenger RNA, 1434 nt
Organism: Penicillium griseofulvum
Lineage: Eukaryota; Fungi; Ascomycota; Eurotiomycetes; Eurotiales; Aspergillaceae
Product: ADP-ribosylation factor GTPase-activating protein
Exons: 6
Coding region: 1-1434 (477 amino acids)
Biological process (GO): COPI coating of Golgi vesicle
Molecular function (GO): GTPase activator activity
Source: RefSeq, a predicted model, not a curated record
AUGAGUGCCACAAAGGCGCAGUCUCAAAAGAUCUUUGAGAAGGCCAAGCUGAAGCCCGCGAACAAGGUGUGCUUCGACUGUGGCAGUAAGAACCCGACAUGGUCUUCAGUUCCAUUCGGUAUCUAUCUCUGCCUUGAUUGCUCGGCUCACCACCGUAACCUGGGUGUGCACAUCUCCUUUGUCCGAUCAACAAACCUCGACCAAUGGCAAUGGGAGCAAUUGCGGGUGAUGAAGGUUGGUGGAAAUGAAUCUGCGACCAAGUAUUUCCAAUCGCACGGAGGUUCCGCUGCGCUGGCGAGCAAGGACACUAAAGUCAAGUACACAUGCAAUGCAGCUGUCAAGUAUAAGGAAGAACUCAAGAGGCGCGCUGCGCUGGAUGCGCAACAGUAUCCCGGCGAAGUCGUCAUCACAGAUGUCCCCGCUGGCACACCCUCGGAUGGCUCGAGCACUCCUGCUGGCGACGCUGAGGACGAUUUCUUUUCUUCCUGGGACAAGCCCUCGAUCAAGCGCCCGAGCAACCCCCCAUCGCGCACCAGUACUCCCCCCGUUGUCAGCCGGAACAGCUCUCCUUUCCUGAACGCUGGCGCCAGUGCAAAUGGAUCUCGCUCGAAGUCUCCCUUGUCAUCUUCGGAAGAAAAAAGCGCCUCUCCCGCGCCAUCUGCUAUCCGCCCCACCAGUGUUACUCGGAAGACCUCGACAGCUACCGCUGCAAAGAAGGGCAGUGUCCUCGGUGCCAAGAAGGCACCCAAGCUCGGGGCUAAGAAGGUUGCUGCCGCAGAUAUGAUUGAUUUCGAGGAGGCAGAGCGUAAGGCCAAGGAAGAGGCUGAGCGUAUCGAAAAGCUUGGCUACGACCCCGAGGCUGAGCAGGCGGAAGCCGAGGCCAAGAAGACCGCCACUGCCGCUGUCCCUAUCGCUUCUCCUAUCCCAGUUAGCCCUGCUGGCAAGUCUAAUGAUAGAAACUCGGGUGAUGUGGAGCGCCUGGGUAUGGGUGUGAGCAGACUGGGCUUUGGCCAGGUGUCGAAGCCCGCUGCUCCCAAGAAGCCAACCUUUGGUUCUGUUGGCCCUGCCAAGCCCAGUCCUGCUGAGGAAGCGGAACUUGCUCAGACCAGAACCCGAUUUGGCACUCAGAAGGGUAUCUCGUCCGAUGAGUUCUUCGGACGGGACCGCUUUGAUCCCGCUGCCCAGUCAGAGGCCAAGGAGCGUCUUCGCCAAUUCGAUAGCGCUACAUCCAUUUCUAGCAACUCCUACUUCGGCCGGCCCGAGGAUGAGGUCAAUUCACUUGACGAUGGUUAUGGUGAUAUGGAGGUUGCCGCUAAGGAUUUCAUUCGUCGCUUUGGCAUCACGGCUGGAGAUGAUCUUGAGAACCUGUCGCAUCUUGUCGGCGAAGGUGCAACUAAGCUACAAGGUGCUAUUCGUAACUAUCUGAACAACUAG